Podarcis raffonei (Aeolian wall lizard) is the source of this 697-nucleotide messenger RNA. RefSeq names its product transmembrane protein 256 homolog. Bases 1 to 348 code for a protein of 115 amino acids. The record is from RefSeq and is a predicted model, not a curated record. The transcript has a single exon. Lineage: Eukaryota; Metazoa; Chordata; Lepidosauria; Squamata; Lacertidae.
AUGGCGGGCGCCGGGGCGUUUUUCCGACGGCUCGUUGCGCUGAGCGGGGCUGCGGCCGUCGGGGCGGCCGCCUACGGGGCUCACGAUUUCCGUCACAGCGACCGAGAUGACGACUUGAAAGAGCUCUACGAGAUGGCCAACAAAUACCACUUCCUCCACAGCCUGGCCCUCCUGGCUGUGCCCCACUGCCGCUAUCCCAUGAUGGCCGGCAGCAUCCUGUCUCUGGGCAUGGGGAUGUUCUCUGGCGCCCUGUAUUACCACGCCGUGACAGGGGACCCGAUCCUGACCAAGGCAGCCCCGUAUGGUGGUUCCCUCCUCAUCCUCGGCUGGAUCGCCAUGGCCCCUUGACACCCCGUUCUGUCCCCAUGUGGCCCCCAUCUCCCAACGCCAGGGCAGCCAGCCCUGCCCCUCCCUCCUCCCCUAGGCUAGCCAGAAGGGAGCCCUAGGAGAGGAGAGAUUUCCAAAUGUCAGAGUGGGAUCCCUUGAGGUCUUUAGCCCGCCCCAAAUGCGUCUCUAUCCUGCAUCUUGGAGUUCUCCGAAUGCCGAAUCCCUUUUAAAAAAGCCAAGAUCCUUCCCCCCCCCCCCCCAAAAAAAAUUGCAACCAGAUUUGAGUUUGCGAUGGAGGCCUCGAAAUGCAAUGUCUGAUCAGUGCUUUUCAAUUGCUGUUUUUUAACUUAAUAAAUGAUGAGAGUGAUUU